Drosophila virilis is the source of this 3553-nucleotide messenger RNA. RefSeq names its product thisbe (gene ths). Lineage: Eukaryota; Metazoa; Arthropoda; Insecta; Diptera; Drosophilidae. The record is from RefSeq and is a predicted model, not a curated record. Gene Ontology annotation, molecular function: growth factor activity.
UUCGGUUAGUCUCGAUAAUUCAAUCGCCCUGCAAAGACGUUCAACGUCGCUGCCAACUCAACUGCGGACAAAACAGCGUCUCUCCCUCUCUCUCUCUCUCGCUCGCUCUCUUUCUCUCUCUCUCUCUCACUCACUCUGUUGUGUCGCCGUGUGUGUGUGCAGUUCGCAUUUACCGUUACGCGUGCAACAUUUGCAAAAUCAGGUGGCAACGCCGCAAAGUAUAUUUAAUAACAAAAUAAAAACAAAAAAACUCAUCGCUCAUACGUGACAAUUGCCGCAAAUUGUUGUUGUUUUUGCCAAAGCGGAAACGGAAGUGUCCGCUAAUAUUAAUGCAAGUGUAAAUGUGUGCUUUUGUGUCUGUUGUUAUUGUUAUUUAACACAACGAACGACCGAACGCGUUAAAUUUAAAAUUCCUGGCGAAAUAUUCUCGCCAAAAGUUGUGACAAAAAUUAUCGCAAAAAAUUGUUUAGAAAAAAUAUGAGCUAAGCGCAAAAAUCGUUUAACAAUUGCACUUCCCAAUAAAUGACGCCCACUUUGCCACGCCCACAGUUUGCAGUAUAAGCUCAAUGUCAGCGAAAACAAGCCACAUUGCCAGACUGUUCAAAUUUGAGGUGCAGUUAACGGGACGAAUUAUUAGUUUGCUGCUCAGCUGGCAGUAAAUGGGUUAAAAUUAUGUACAUUAAUCGCCGAAUGAAUGUCGAAUCAGUUGAAAAGACUGCUCUUUUUUAUUGUGGUGAUUUCAGGUGCAUUAUGUACAGUAGAAGAUUACGUAAUAAUGUCACAGUGUGCACACAACAAAGCCAUACACCUAGCUGCGGAAGGAACAGUCUCAGUGACAGACAUUUCACAGAUACAAAAUAUAACGAUAGUCGGCCUCCCGGACUAUGUGAACAACGAAUUCAAAAUAGCACUGUUCGCAAAAGAAACGCAAAGAUAUUUGUGUUUCAACGACAACUGGAGAUUAGUUGGCAUGAAGGAACUGCGCGCUACCUGCUACUUCAACGAGACCAUCGUGCACGGUUAUUUCGUGUUCCGUUCCGUAGUCGAUCUGAAGCGACGUGUCGGGUUCACGCACCGAGGUAAGCCUGUGGGGCCCAAGAAGAGCGUCAACGAUGCCUGCUACAUGUUCAAUAAGAUCGAUGCCGAGCAGUUUUUCCAUCAGCACACGUUACCAAAAUGGCGCGAGACGGCCGCAAUGAUGGCCAACAGCAGCAGCAAUCACAGCGGCAGCAGCAAUCACAGCAGCAACUAUCGCAAAGUCUCGCGCAACAAAAACAAUCGCCACAAAUCGAAUAACCAAAAUCAAAAGUUGCAACAGCAACAUGCGCAUCAUGGCCAUAAUAGUAGUAGUAGUCUAAGUAGCACUAACAAACAAAAACAACAACAAUUAGCAUUAGUACGAAAACAACAACAGCAACAGCAACAGCAACGGCAGCAACAUCAGGUGCGACAUCAUCACAAUGAUCCCUCAAUGCUGGCGCGGCGACAGCAGCGACGCAAACAGCAGCAACAGCAACAACGAGUCACAGCUAGUCCAACGAAACAAACAACUGCCAAAAGUGCAACAACAACAGCAGCAACAGCAGCAACAGCAACAACAGCAGCAACAACCAAAACGUCGACAACAACACUUGCCAGCAAGCGCAAGGGUAGACGAAGAAAGGCGCGCAAGCAAAAGCAGCAUCAACAACAGCAGCAGCAACAGAAACAACAAGAGCUGCAACAAUUGCAACUGCUCUCCACAGCAGCAACACUCGAUGACAGCACGGACGACACAUUCGCCGGCAGCAGCAGCAGCUUUUCCACUGGCUACGACGAUGCCUACAGCAGCAGCAGCAGUAGCAGCAGCAGCGAGCCCUGGUCCACUUGGUUUGCCACGCCCACAGCUACAAUUGAUAGCUUUACGCCAGAUGCGAGCAGCAGCAGCACGAGCGUCAGCAACAUGUUGCUAACAACAACAGCAGAAGACAGUAUUAAACCGUACAGCAGCAGCAGCAGCAGCAGCAACUAUGAUGCCUGGUCCACAUUUAUCACCGAGCUGGAAACCGAAGCAUCAGCAGCAACAACAACAUCAGAAGCAGCAGCGGCAACAACAACAACAAGCAGCGGCAAUGACACCGAAUUGUUACAGUACGAGGCGGAGCUGGUUGAAGAUGAGGAAAAUGAGCUGCAGACCACGGAUAACUAUGAAACCAAAGUAACAGCAACAGCAGCAGCUGCAACAGCAACUAGCAGCCAAGUGGCUAAAACUACCUCGACAACAGCAGCAACAAGAACAACUACAACCACAGCAACAGCAGCAGCGGCAGCAGCCGGCACACAAUUGGUGCUGGAACAGACGCCGCUGGCAGCAACACUGGCCACGCUAAUGUACAACAAAUGGCACACAACGCAACAGCAUGGGGCAGAGGCAGCUGCAGGCAACACGACAGCAACAGCAGCAGCAGCCGCAACUGGAGCAACAGCAGCGGCAACAGCGACUGAUUUGGCGCAGAGCACGCAUAAGCUCAGCAGGCAUCGCAACAGCAGCAACGGCAGCCCUAACGAGCAGCAGCAACAGUUGCUGCGGGACAACAACAGCAAGCAGCAGCAACAGCAGCAACAACAGCUACAAAAACUGUUGCGCCCGGCAACAGUUGAUCCAACAACCAGCACGCGAUUGCUAACGCCGCCAGCAACAGCAGCCAGUAGUGCAGCAGCAACGAGCACGGUAACAGCAGCGGCAGCAGCAGCAGCAGCUGUUGCUGUUGUUACCACACCGCAGCAACAUAUUGCAGACAAGCUGUUCAGUGUUUACAAGAACAUCAACAGCAAUCUGAACAACAUGCUAACCGAGACGGCACCAACAGCGACAACAGCAACAACAACAACAGCUGCUACGACAGCUGCAACAACAACCACAAAGAAAUGGCUGCGCAAAUCUACACAAAAACUACUAGCCACGCCCUAUCAUCAGCUGACCUAUGUGCGCAAUGAGGCGGGCGACAUAGACAUUGAUAAUCUGGACAAUAUUAGCGUAUAUCCCGAUGUCUUCGAGGAUAUCUUAAAUGACAACGACAACAGCAGCAACAGUACUAACAACACCAGCAGCAAUAAUCCGAGCAGCAGCAACAGUCGUCUGACCUUUGUCAGUGGCUUUCUGGCCACAUCGCCCACGUCCGUGUUGCCCGAAUCCAUACGCAUAGCCAAGAUCAAGAUCAACAAUGAGCGCCGUCGACUGCAGCAGCGAGGUCAGCGGCGACUGCGCAAUUUCGCGUAGUAAACGAAGCAGCAGCUGGUCAGCGGGGUCAGGAUCAGGUUCAGAUUUAGGGUCAGGGUCGGGGGUUUUGGACAAUCGGUAAAUGGCAGCACGGUUUGCGGGCGCAACAAGUUGGCUUUGACAAUUUAGUCGAGUUAUAUAUACAAACAUAUUUAUAUAUAUACCUAUACUCAGUACAGUUUUUCGAUGAGUUUUAAUUUAAAUGGCAAAGAAUUUAUACGUGCAAAAGCAAAUGAUUGUAAACAAGUGAAGGUAAAUUCAAGCAAAAUUUAUGCAUUAAACAAAUAUAUAUAA